Molecule: messenger RNA, 7727 nt
Organism: Scylla paramamosain (green mud crab)
Lineage: Eukaryota; Metazoa; Arthropoda; Malacostraca; Decapoda; Portunidae
Gene: Esyt2
Product: extended synaptotagmin-2-B-like
Exons: 19
Coding region: 106-2694 (862 amino acids)
Biological process (GO): lipid transport
Cellular component (GO): endoplasmic reticulum membrane; extrinsic component of cytoplasmic side of plasma membrane
Molecular function (GO): calcium ion binding; calcium-dependent phospholipid binding; phosphatidylinositol binding
Source: RefSeq, a predicted model, not a curated record
AACACGACUCAGUGCCUCUUGGACCACCAUUAGGGUAGGGUGUACGCGUAUCUCUCCCGCACCCAGACCGGUAAAACGCAGAAGGAGGAGAAAUUAAGGGUAAAAAUGAAUGAGGACGACCCUCAGAAGCUAAAGGAGGUGGCGGACGAUGCGGGGCACGCGUACGGGGAGUGGUUUAAGAGAUACAUGAAUAUUUUCACCAGAAGAUUUGCAGAAUGGAUGCUCGUUUUUCUAUUUGGGUAUUACAAUUUGAGCUUCGGAUGGCUUAUGGCGCCUCUGUUCUUCCUCGUGCUGCGUGACAAGCGAGCCAAGGAGAAGAAGGUGAAGUUUGAUAUCAUCCGCUCCAUCGCCAAUGCAGACGAGAAGGAUAUUUUGCAGGAAAUACAACGUUUUGCCAACCUUCCUUCCUGGGUGACCUUCCCAGAUAUGGAGAGAGUGGAAUGGUUGAAUAAAAUCGUGCGUCAACUGUGGCCCUACGCCGGCCACUACGUCCAUGACCUGUGCAAGUUCUCCAUUGAGCCCAGCAUCCGCACGGCCCUUGAGGAAUACAAGCUUAAUGGCUUCAAGUUUGAGAAGAUCAUUCUGGGCGACACUCCCUUCAGGCUCUCUGGGGUGAAGGUCUACGAUGACACCUCACGCCACGAGAUUAUCAUGGACAUGGACUUUGCGUACGCUGGAGACUGCAAGUUUGAAGUCAGUGUUUCCAAGUUCAAGAUGGGCAUUAAAGAUUUGCAGAUCUCCGGCAGAAUGCGAGUAGUAAUGAAACCGCUGGUGAGGCAGAUUCCGCUAGUUGGAGGCCUGCAGGUGUUCUUCCUCAACAACCCAGACGUCGACUUCAACCUCAUCGGACUGGCGGAUGUGUUUGAUAUGCCUGGAUUGAGCGACAUUCUCCGCAGCAUCGUGACAGAGCAGAUCGCCCACAUGAUGGUGCUUCCCAACCGCUACCCGAUUCAGCUGGUAGAGGACAUCAACAUUGCCGAGCUGAAAUGCCCUGCCCCUGCUGGUGUUCUGCGUAUCCAAGUCAUUGAAGCCAAGAACCUCAUGAAGAAGGACGUGGGACUGAUGGGGAUGGGCAAGUCAGACCCAUACUGCAUCCUACGACUUGGGGCUCAGAAAUUCCAGACCAAGACCAUCAACAACACCAUCAACCCCAAGUGGGACUAUGCCUGUGAGGCACUCGCCAAUGUGAUUCGAAGGCAGCGGGUGACAAUAGAGUGCUGGGAUUAUGACUAUAGUCCCCUCAAGUCUUAUGAAAACGAUGACUUUCUGGGAAGGGCCAAUCUAGACGUGCAUGACAUCUGGCAGAGCGGUGAAGUGGACAUGUGGGUGCCCCUCUCUGAUGCCAAGUCGGGGAGAAUCCAUGUGAGGGCAUCCUGGCUCGAGCUGGACCAGGUGGCAGACUCCUUGGAGCCUCAACUGGAGGAGAUCCGUGCCCUGCAGACCACCACCAAGAACCCUCUCCACAGCGCUGUGCUCCUGGUGUGGAUCGACUCAGCAAAGAAACUCAAUACUUUCAAACACACAGUGGCGACAAACAUUCCUGACCCCUUCGUGCGCCUCCAUGUGGGCAACAGCCAGCAGGAGACCGUGGUGAAGCAGCGUACUAAUGACCCAGUGUUUGAGGAGGGCUUCACCUUCCUGGUACGCAACCCUCGCACUCAGGAACUCAAGGUGGAGGUUGUGGACAACAAGACAGCCACGGUGCAAGGCAAGAUCGAGCUAGAUCUGAAGGUGCUGCUCAAGGAACGCAACCUGGAGAUUAUGAAUGAAGAGUACUCCCUCAGUGGUGCCUCAGGGGGCCUCGCCUCCCUCAAGAUGAACCUCUCCCUCAGGGUCCUCAAGACGGUGCAGAAACGCGAUGAUGGCGACGGCGGCCCAAAGGAGAUUGGUGAGGCAAACCAGAUCCCCCCCUCUGACCCCUCCACUGCCACCGAACCCACCACCACACCACCCACCACCACCACCACUACCACUACCACAAGUACUCCCACACCCCAGACUGAACCUACACCCCAGCCCCCUCCCCAGCCCCAGCCAGCUCCUGCCCCGCCCACAGAGACCCCAGCCUCCCCCGACGCCUCCCCCGACUCCUGCCCCGCCCCAGUUAAGGCCACGGAUGAGGUGGCAGUGGAGGGAGAGGAGACCACAGCAGAGGGGGAGCCACAGAAUGGGGCAAAGGAGGAGGUGGUGACCGUGGCAACCUCCCUCCCCACCCAGGCUGCUGCUCCUGGCUCAGCUGAGGAGGGUGACACAGCAGUCAGGCAGAGGUUACCGGAGAAGGGUGUGCAUGGCUUGGGCCGCAUUGAGCUGACGGUGAAGUACGGACCUCGCAACAACUUGAUCAUUGUGGUCCACCGUGUCCUGAACCUGCCAGUGGAGGACGACGGGGAGCUGCCAGACCCUUACGUGAAGCUGUACCUCCUCCCAGACCACAGCAAGGACAGCAAGCGCAAGACAGACGUGAUCAAGGACAGCUGCAACCCACAGUACGAUGAGAGGUUUGAGUACCCCCUGCCGCCCAAUGAACUCACCAAGCGCACACUGGAGGUCACUGUCAUCAAUAAGAAGGGCAUCCUCUUCCUCCAGCGCUCGCCCAAGAUGGGACAGGUACUUCUGGACUGUGGGUUGCUGGAUGCCUCAAAGCCCACACAAUUAUACGACCUGUGUCCCCCAUGUGACGAUGAGGACGAGUGAGGGCGGAGAGGUGUGCUGGGACGCGUGGCCAGCUGGCGGGGCAGCCUGAGGCGCCUGAGCAGACUGGCCAAGACCACCAAGAGGAAGGUGUGAGGUGCAACAACCCUGACCACUUAUAUAGCUACUGCUGCUGCUGCUAUUGCUUCUAGGGAGGGAGGGAGGGAGGGAGGGUGUUGGUGGAAUAACGAGUGAGAAGGUUUGUGGUGAUUUGAGAGAAGGUGUUGGUGAUAAAAUGUUACUUGGGCUGGUGUUUUGAGGGAAUGUGUCUUUGAAAGGAAGGUACUUGGGAAAAUAGUUUUUUGACAGAAUGGGUUACUUGAAAAAGAUGAUGUUCUGAAGGAAUGUCUACGAAAAAACGGUCGCGUUACUUGUGAAAAAUAUUACGUCUUGAAGGAAUGUGUCUGAGAGGAAAAGUGCUUGGGAAAAUACUUUGAGGGAAUGCAUGACUGAAAACAAAGUGGUAUUAGGGUCAAAAAGGCAUAAAUUAAGUGUCCAUUGCCUUGGUGUAUCAUAAAAAGUGAGUGUGACGAGUGUGCGGGGUUGUGGGUUUGUUUGUUGUUUUGUCAGUCCUGGUGGUGGUGGUGGUGGUGGUGUGUUUUGGGGACAUUCUAUACAAGUUUCUACCAAGAUAAAGUAACUGAUAAAGAAAAGAAAGAAACAUAGAAAGAGAGCCAAGAUAACUUACCCAUACAUUAAAAAAAACAGGAUUCUCAAAUUAAAAAAAAAAACCUAACCAAGAUUCUCAUAAUACAAGUAAAAACCAAUCUUCUCAACACUAGCAUAAUAUCAACCCAAAUAUAAACACUUCUACAAAAUUUUGACACAUAUGAAGACAGCUUUCAUGACAGGGAAGGAUCUAAAACUAAGGAGUAGAACUGAAGGAGAGGAAGAAAGGAAGGAAGUGAAAGGGAGAGAAAAAGGAGGGAAAGAUUAGAAGUGAAGGAGAGGAAGAAAAGAGGAGGAGAGGAGAGAGAGAUUAGAAGUGGAGGAGAGGGAGAAAGAAAGGAAUAAGAGUGAUAGGAAAGGAGGAAAAGAUUAGAAGUGAAGGAGAAGAAGAAAGGAAGGAAGAAGAGUGAAAGGGCAAGGAAAGGAGGGAAAGAUGAAGUUAAAGAGGUAGAAGUGAAGGAGAGAAUGGAAUAAAGAGUGGAGAAGAAAGGAGAGGAAACAGUGAAGGAGAAAGGGAAGGAGAGAAAGACACAAAAUUAAGCAGUGAAGGAAGGGAAAUAUGAAGUAGAAAGAGAGGAGGAGGAGGAGAGAAAAAUUAAAGUGUAGGAGAGAAAGAAAAAGAGGGAAUAACAAAAAUGAAGUAGAAAAAGUGAAAGUGAAGAAAAGGAUGAAGAGGAAUGGAGAGGAAGGCAAGAAUAGAAACAAAUGAAGAAGGGAAGAAAAAGUGGGAGAGGAGAGAGGAAGGGAGGGGGGAGGGGAUGGGAUGGGAUUACAAGCCUUAGGGCAGGUCAGACUGGCCACACCUUCGCCUUGGUCACAAUCCAGCACACUUCACAAAUAGAGGAACAAAAACACAACCAGUAUAACGAACGGUAGACUAUUAACCUAACCUGCCUUGUCGCGACCACUUAAACCUUUAAUUAACUUCGGAGCUUGCUAGACUCUUUGGCGUCGUCGUUUAAUAGACCAGUUCUCACAGUCGUUUGUACUCUAGUGGUAAAGUAUUGUAUAAUAAUUUCCUUUCCAUUUGAGUGUAUCAUAUUGCCAUCUCAUUCAUAAGGCUGAGAAUCGAGGGCAGAUCCAUUUCCCUUGGUCCUUAUGGCGUCUUGAUUCACGAGCACAAAAUUGUCAUUCAUCUAUUUUCUGCGGCGCCUUGAGGUUAAAAUUCCAUCAUUCACUUGUUUCUGUGUCAUGGAAAGGUUGAAACUGCAUCAUUCAUCCAUUUCUUCGUUACCAGAAAGUUGGAAUUGCAUCAGUCAUCCAUUUGUGUCACCGGAGUUGACACAGAUCGCAUAUCUUGCAUAUCUCAUCCGCCACUUGCCAUUCAACACAUUCAUAAGCAGACACGGCAUUAGCUAGCUUGUCUCUUGCCAUAGCCCUAACAAAACAAGCCUUGCGUCCCUGUGUGCAGUGGGAGGAAGGGCAAGGCUAGCACAGGUCCCUAAGAAAGCAUUACAUCCCUGUGUUUCAGUGGGGAAAAGGAGGAACAAGGGGAAACACAGGUCCCUAAAGAAAGCCUCAUUUCCGUGUUCACUGGGAGGAGGGCCAAGGCUAGCACAGGUCCCUAAGAAAGGAUUACAUCACUGUGUUUCAUUGGGGAAAAGGAGAGGCAAGGCUAGCACAGGUCCCUUCAACAAAACAGGCAAACACAGGGUCCUCCAGUCAGCUUGGGGGAUGUGGUAGUUUAGAUAGAUAUACCAUGGAUGUGUGGCCUUAAAUAGCUUGGUAGGGGCUUGGUGGGGCUCAGGGUGCUGCUAUAGCCUUGUAGUUUGCUGUGCUGCUUGGCCUAAGUCGGGGAACUGCUGUGUGGCAAGGAGUCGAGGAGGACUGAUGGUGUUCAUUUGUGGGAUAAGUUGAAUAAUUUGUGUGUUUAGAAGCACAAAGAGAUGAGAUAAAGAUAAUGCAUGUUAUUCAUAUUAAGUGCAAAAUGUUGAAGGAUCACCACGUUUAAUCAAGUUUAUUGGGAAGGUAAGGUGUUUUUGCCAUGCCAAGUGUUCAUUGAAGGAAUCUCAUUAGUGUUAAGUGCCACACACAAACAAAGGCUUUACAACUUUGUAUUCCAGGCUAAGAGAAACAAGCUUUAUAAUUUUGUAUCUCGAGAUGUAACACAAGAAACAAGCUUUAUUUCUUUAUAUCCCAAGCUUGUACUGAAAGAAACAGGCUUUAUAACUAUCUCAAGCCUGUACUGAGAGAAAUAAGCUUUAUUUCUUUAUAUCCCAAGUUUGUACUGAAAGAAACAGGCUUUAGUUUUCACAUGCAUUAAGAAAAUUGGCUCUUUUUUGCAACCUACAUAAAGAAAAGAGGAAGAGAAGCAGCCAGAUUAGCUGUAUGUUCUCCUCACCAGAAUUCUGCAGAAGUGAGGUUCUCCUUGCCACACACAGGGACAGAAGUCAAGGCUUUCUACCACAAUAUAUAAUAACAGGUGUAGACUAGUUUCCUAUAUACUGUAGCUUUGGUAUUGAUGUCCUAUGAACACACAGGUUUAUAUCAAGUCUCGUGCAAUCUCGUGUAAUGCAACAUGGGCAGCAGACUGUGAAGUUUCUGUAAGGAAUGCACAAAGGUUUUUUUUUUUUUUUCUGAUUCCAUGACAGACCUUAAAAUAGGUUUAGAGGAAAGAAAUGUCCUUAAUUUAAUCCAGGUUUUGAAUUUUCUGGUUAAUUGUUGGUUAUUUCAUAGUUUAAAUAAGAAGGUUUGGCAUAAAGGAAACAAUCCGGUGCUAGUUAGAAUUGAGGCUAAAAAUGUAAUAAUCUUAGGUGUGGUUUUAGUUUUACAUGGCAGCGUUAUUAGGCCAAACAAACCCCAGGAAAAACAAGUGUUGAUUUACGUGAGUUUAGGCGCGUGAAGGACACAUGAGAGGGAACUGGGUGCUAAUCAGUAUUGUUGUGAUAUUGUAGAAGGGAAAGGUAAGCCACUGGAAUUGUACAAGAGAAGGAACCACUGAUAUUAUUGGAGACUGCAGGAGUGAGUUAGAGAAGUGAGUGAGAGGUGAACCUAUUAAAUCCCUCCAUUAGAGUAGUGUAGUAAUGAUAAGUUGUAAUGCGCCACGCACACGUCUGUCCUUGUCCUUCAUGCACACUGGCAAGCCGCCCGUCACUGUCUGUGGGUGUGGCAUUUCUCGGCGCUUGCUGGGGGCUCCGCUGAAGUGUCUGGGAAAGGUAACAGCAAUUCGUGCUUAGAACAAAACUCCUUGUAUUUUUAGUGGUUCUGAAAAAAAAUCUCUAUUUUGUGAAACUUCUUGUGUUCAUUUGUAUUCCUUGUCAGUUUUCUUCAGGUUCAACAACUCCCUCUUAGAAUAAAACUUUGUAUUUUUAGCGCUUCACAAAAAUAAUCUCACGUUUUGUACUUUUGGACACAUUAUUUUGUAUUCAUUUGUAUUCCACUCACAUGUCAGCUCUCUUUAGCUUCUGUAUGUAGAUGUAAUUUUACUUUCACUUUCUCACAGAUUUUUGCAGGAAACGAGUGACUUAAAACUUUACACGCACUGUCGUGUCCGCUUCACCGUCGCUUGAGUCGGUUCACGCAUCAUGGGAGCUCUAAGAUAAGUCAUACUGGUGCCAAGGUUGAUUCACAGUAUGUAGGUGAUUUGCAAACCAUAGGAUCUUUGUUUGAUAGACGGUAGACUUGCUUGUUUGGUGAUAUUAAUAUAAACAAGUUAUUAACAGAUCAUAUUCUGAAAUAUUUCUGCUUCACACCUCCACUACUUUCAAAAGGCAACGUAAUUCAAGUUACAUGGGUUUUUAGUGGUGUUUUUUUAUGGUUCUAGUGACAGACUGACAAGAUUUCUUCACUGGUAACAGGAGAAACACUCUUGAGAACCCGGCAAAUCACCUGUGUAGCCUUUGAAAGUGGUCAUGUAGAGGGAGCAGAGCGUUUCAGAAUGUGAGGUUCUGGAGGACUAUAUUCUGAAACAUUUCUGUGCUGUACCACCACUACUUUCAAAAGACUCUAUGUAGUUGAAGUUACACAGGUUUUCAAAGAUGUUUUUAUGGUUUUAGUGACAGAUUGACAAUUUCUUCACUGGUAACAGAAAAAACACUGAUGAGAACCCAGCAAGUCAUAUCUGUGGCAUUUGAAAGUAGUUGCGUUUAGAGAGCAGUGUGUUUCAAAAUACUGUACCAACUUCUCAAGACUGGUGAUGGUGGACUGGAAGACACCACAAAGGAGGGAGAGAACAGCUGUGAGUGUAGGGAAGACAGCUGGAGGUGAUAAAUCAGAUGCAUAUUGUUUGUUGCAGCUGUUGUGUGUGUGUGUCUGUUACAUUAAGGCUCUAAAAGGUUGUUAAUUGCCUGCCAGGAAGGGAACGUGAUCUGAUGUGUUUACUGUUAGGGAUUUGAACGUGAUCUGAGUCCAUAAAUGCACUGACUGAU